This is a messenger RNA of Coregonus clupeaformis (lake whitefish), 2384 nucleotides long. RefSeq names its product ELAV-like protein 2. NCBI's taxonomy places the organism in Eukaryota, Metazoa, Chordata, Actinopteri, Salmoniformes, Salmonidae. The record is from RefSeq and is a predicted model, not a curated record. The transcript has a single exon. Gene Ontology annotation, molecular function: RNA binding. The annotation marks the transcript as partial.
CCGGUUCUCCCCCAUGGCCAUUGAUGGGGUGACCAGUCUGGCUGGCAUCAACAUCCCGGGGCAUGCGGGCACCGGCUGGUGCAUCUUCGUCUAUAACCUGGCUCCGGACGCAGACGAGAGCAUUCUGUGGCAGAUGUUUGGGCCGUUUGGCGCCGUCACAAACGUCAAGGUCAUCCGGGACUUCAACACAAACAAGUGCAAAGGGUUCGGAUUUGUCACCAUGACUAACUACGACGAGGCAGCCAUGGCCAUCGCCAGCUUGAACGGAUACCGCCUCGGGGACAGAGUUCUGCAAGUCUCGUUCAAAACCAACAAAACGCACAAAGCCUAAUCUCCAUCUCAGAUUGUUUAUAGAAAACUCUACAGAAAAUGGAAAAACCUAAAAUGGAAACCUACCGACCGUAAACUUUCUACAUUAGUAAAAACAUAUUUGUAAAUCAGUGUUACGAAGGGAAACUAUUUAGCGUCCAACAGUGUUUUCUUUGUGUUCCUUCAUUGCUAGGCUUUGAAACUUCUUAAAAUACUUUGCGUUGAAGCAGAAAAAAUACUGCAGGUUUUCACGCCUGUCUUUAAAUCUGGACCUUUUAAAAAUGUUACUGAUAAGGUUUUUUUUGUUUUUUUUGUUGCACUUCUGCUUUGAAAACAGUAAGUCUUGUAAGGCUUUGUGUAGUGAUUUUCUUUGUAUUUUUCUGUGUCCUGAUUUUGCCUAGGUGCGUUUUUUGAGUCUUAAGUGGUUAACAAAGUAUUUAUUUUUGACUAUUCUGUUUUUGUAAUUUUCUUUUGUUAGUAUUAUGUUUAUCGUAAUAUGAGUUAUUGGUUGGCUGCAGAAUAUUGCUUAUUGUAAAAUGAAUGGAGAAAAAUAGAAAAAUAAUCUUAAAGCAGUACCUUGCCAAAGAGCUAAGAACCUCUUUGAUGUGGGUUUAAAAAGCAUCUAUUUUUAUAAAAAGACAAAUUUGGAGAAACUUUUUACUGGACCUGGAACAAAUAUUUUGACUUGGAUACUUUGAGAAAUAUCUUCAUAUGACACCUUACCAGGAAGUUUGCAGUGGUUGACAUUUCUGGAGAGAUUUCUGACGUAAAAGAUACCUUUUGAGAUCUUUGUAUUAUCUUUCGAUUCUAGAAUCCAUGGCAGUGACGGUUUCAUUUGUAAAAUCAUCUGUGGGUUGUCCUAUCAUCCUGGUUGUUAUGACUAGCAAAUCCAAUUCACUAUUUUGAUUUGGAAACAGACAGAAAAAAAUACGAAGGUUUAUUUGCAAAAAGUGCAUGCAAAAUUAUAGUGGAAAUAUCUUCAAGGUAAAGGGGGGGAUAAAAAAUCAGUUCUUCCUAAAGAAUUCCCUUCAGACAGAGCUCUCAUGGUGGUUUGUGCUGUACUUACUAUAUCAUUGACUCAUUUUGUCUUUAUAUUAAACAAAUAAGGGUUUUACCUACUUUGUAUGAAAGUGGGAGGAGAGGACAAGCUGACGAAGGCAGCAGAUAAAGAAAACUAGUUUGAAUGAACAAUGGGAAAGAUUACUCCUGGGCUUAGAGCUAUGUAAAUAAGUCUUAUUUUUUAUUUAUUUUUAUGUUGAGUAUUUAGCUAGCAUAUUUUUGUUUUUUUGGACUGUAUGGCAAAGUGCUUUUUUAUUUACAAGUAACUACAGUGUGAUUUUAUUUCUUUUUGGGGAUAUUGCCUUAUUUUGAUUUCAGUUCGACUUUGAAAGUUGUUUACAUUCAGUUAAAAUACUUGAUUUGUUGUCCUAUGGACUAGCAUUACAGUGUCAGAUUUGUUGGUGAUUUGGUCUUUAGAUGGUCUUGCUUCUUCUAUUAAGAACUAUAGACAUUUAAGUUGAUUUGUUUUAUAUAUAAACAUUAUAGAUAUAUAUUUAUGUGGUAAAGAAUGGAUAUAACCCAGUUUUUAGCUAUUUGAUUACUUUAUUUUAUUCGUAUAUACGUAAUGCAUAAUAACCUGUCUUAAAAAUCGUAAAAGGUGUAUAUUGCUUUAUUCACUUGAAGCGGUUCCAUGACCAUAUCAAAAAGGGUGGCAAGAGAUUUGCCCGAAUAACAUCUUGCUUAUCUCGGAACAAACGGAGGCUGGUCAAGCCCUUAGAUGCACUGAGUACUGCACCUGCAUCUUGCUUUGUCUUGAGCUCAUUACUAGUCAUGCUUCUCCUUAACGAGCAGUGUGCUGUGCAUUAUUUAUAUAUAUUUGCAACUGCUUUUCUUUUCUUGUUUUUGACUUUUUUUUUUUUUUUUUUUGGGUUACUUGUACAAGUUAAACUUUGAUUAUAGAUUAGCUGUGACACUGCUGCUGUGUGGGAGGGGCACCCAUUUUCUCAUGCCCAGCCUCUCACUGGUCUUGAUUGAGGGGGGCUCUGACCAUCUAGGCAUGGAAAAAUGAGUCCCCC